This is a messenger RNA of Acanthosepion pharaonis, 2055 nucleotides long. NCBI's taxonomy places the organism in Eukaryota, Metazoa, Mollusca, Cephalopoda, Sepiida, Sepiidae. The record is from the annotation of a GenBank genome assembly.
AUGAAGAAAAGUGAAGAGAUAAAUGGUGGGCCACCACCGAUUCCACCUCGUGACCGGAUAUCAGAAGCCCCUCCACUACCGCCGAGGAAACACGAAGACACAGUUAACCUUAGGACAAUUGUACCACCAACUAAGCGCACCUCACAGAUAUUUAGAAAUGACAAUUAUCUACAUGGUCAGAUCAUUGAUUCUUCAAGUAGUGAGAGUGUAUCCAGUGUGAGCUCAGCACCAGUGGUACCUCCAAGGAAUAAACCAAGUGAAAUUGAUGGUAAAAAACUUAAUAGCAGAUAUUCUGGAGAUUAUCUCUCUAUGUCUGGGUCAAUUUUUUCAAAGAGUCCUUCAGAGGCCAGUAUCACUAGUGUGAGUCCUCCAUUUCAAGACCUGCAGCCUGAUUAUAAUGAAGACAGCCUGUAUGGGGUGAGCCAAGACCGAUAUAGCUCUUGCUUUGAAAUGGAACCUCUCUAUCAGUUUUGUGGAACAGAUACAUUAAAGAAAAACAGAGAGCGUCUUUCAAACAGAGGAUCUCAUAUCUACUGUGAAAUCGGAGAAACAGAGCAAGAUGAAAGUCUACCUGAAGAAAUUCCAACUACCAUUUCUUCAAGUAUACAGGAUUCAUCUUCAUCGAGAUCAUCUCAGUUAGGUUGUGAAUUUCUCCGGCCCAAUUCUCAAAGAACAUUGUGGCAUGAAAUGCCUCAAGUGAAGAAUUCUAAUAUUUUGGAUACAAUUUCAGAUUCAGAAAGAAAAUGCCAAGAAGCUAUAUUUGAAGUAAUCACCUCUGAAGCUUCUUAUCUGAAAAGUUUAAACAUUUUGAUGAAUACAUUUCUGCUCAGUCCUCAGUUUUCUGAUAAAUCAGACAAAAGUGUUUUGAUUCGACAAGAGAGACAUGAACUGUUUUCUAACAUUGGUGCCGUGCGUGAAACAAGUGAGAAGCUUCUUGCUGACUUGGAAGCACGGUGGAAAAAGUCGCCACUGAUCCAUGACAUUUGUGACAUUAUCACAAAACACGUACACCAAGGCACAUUUAAUGUAUACAUUCGAUAUUGUACAAAUAUGACUUAUCAAGAGAGGAUGUAUAAUAAAUUAAUGAAGCGAGUUGAAUUUGUUAGUGCCCUAAAGGAGAUAGAACGAAAUGACAUCUGCCAACGUCUGCCUAUGAAGACCUUCUUACUACUUCCCAUGCAGCGCAUUACCCGUAUUCCUCUACUAAUUGAUUCCAUAUGUCAUCGCUUGGAUUCUGCCUCUGAUCAGUAUAAAUCUGCUAUACAGGCUCGAUCUGCAAUCAACAAGAUCGUGAAGCAAUGCAAUGAUGGGGCUCGCCAAAUGGAAUGUAUGGAAGAAUUGAUUGCCAUAAAAUCACAGCUGCAAUUUAAAGUCAAGGAAUUUCCACUCAUCUCUGCCUCUCGUUACCUUGUAAAGAAAGGAGAAGUCACAGAAAUUGUCUCUGACUCAAAUACCAAAAACAUCUUUAAGCGAUCCAAGCCGACUAAAAAUCCAUUAUACUUGUUUUUGUUUAAUGAUAUUUUACUUGUAACUAAAAAACGAGGAAAUCAUUAUGAUGUUGUUGAUUACUGCUGGCGUGCCUUCUUGGAUUCUCAACAUAUCAGAGACCCCGAUAAAUGCAAACUUCUUCCCCAAGGAGUCCCACAAGGUGCCCGCUACCUUAUGCUCUUGGUAAUGUUUGAAAAUUGUGAGAGCAAACGAGUAGAAAUGGUCCUGGCACAUAAUUCUGAAAAUGAUUGUGAACGUUGGUUGGAUGUAGUCACAUCAGUCACUGUAGAGGGUAAUGAACGUAUCUAUGCACAAUGGGACUGUCCUCAAGUUCAGGCUAUCAGUAGGUAUGAAGCCCGUGAAGGAGAUGAGCUCUCGUUAGAAGAAAAUGAUAUCAUCACAGUAUUACGAAAACUUAAUGAUGGCUGGUAUUAUGGUGAGAAAUCAGAUGACAGUGAGAUGGGUUGGUUUCCAGCUGAAGCAACCAAGGAGAUUGAUAGUGAACAUAUACGAGCACGUAACCUUCGUCUCAAAUAUCAGGUAGAAGGGCAUAUUGAAGUGGAAUGA